AUGAAGAAGAAGGCUUUCAGGAGCAAAGUAAAGGAGGAGAUGAAAGCAGCACAGCAGGAGGUGAAACGCUGCCUGAGGGAAGCAAAGGACACCUACAGGAGGAAGGUGGAGCAGAAAGGCCUGGAAAACGGCCGGCAGAGGCGAGGCGGAACAGGUCGAGCUGGCUCUGACGGCGGUGUUGCAACCGCAGGGCCAGACGAGGCAGGGCCAAACAAUGGCGGAGCUGAAGCCGGACCAGGCGAAGGCGGAGCUGAAGCUGGACCAGGUGUGGAUGAAGACACAGAGGUAGAACCCGACGGCAGCGGUGCUGCAGGCGAGGCUGAAGCCGAGGCGGAGGCUGGACCAGACGGAGCUGAUGAAGCCGAGGCGGAGGCUGGACCAGGCGGCGCUGAUGAGGCGAUGGAGGCUGCAGCAGGCGAGGAUGAGGAGGCUGCAACCGGCGAAGACGAAGCUGAUGAGCAGGCUGCAACCGGCGAAGACGAAGCUGAUGAGCAGGCUGCAACCGGCGAAGACGAGGCUGAAGACACGGAGGCGGCAGCCGGCGGCGGCGAUGAAGACACGGAGGCGGCAGCGAUGAAGACACGGAGGCGGCAGCCGGCGGCGGCGAUGAAGACACGGAGGCGGCAGCCGGCGGCGGCGAUGAAGACACGGAGGCGGCAGCCGGAGGCGGCAGCCGGCGGCGGCGAUGAAGACACGGAGGCCGCAGCUGGUGGCGGCGAUGAAGACUCUGAGGCCGCAGCUGGUGGCGGCGAUGAAGACUCUGAGGCUGCAGCUGGUGGCGGCGUGGAAGCCGGAGACGGGGGCGCUGCAGGCAGUGAUGGCUGA
Messenger RNA from Oreochromis niloticus (Nile tilapia), 825 nucleotides. RefSeq names its product circumsporozoite protein-like. The record is from RefSeq and is a predicted model, not a curated record. NCBI's taxonomy places the organism in Eukaryota, Metazoa, Chordata, Actinopteri, Cichliformes, Cichlidae. Bases 1 to 825 code for a protein of 274 amino acids. The transcript has 2 exons.